AUGGGAUUUUUGAGUGGUGUUCUCAGUAACAUCCAAAACCAUUUAGGGCAGCAUAAAACACAAAUUAAUGAAGCUAUUGAAGCUUUGAAGACCAAUAAACACGCCGGUAAAAAAGGUUUUAGUGUUGCGAUUGGAAGUGUGGUCGCAGGGGUGCGGGGGUAUAAUGAUGGUGUCAGAGACUCUAAUAACAGAGUCAUGAAUCCGAUAAAAAUUCUACAAGAGGAUGUAAAACAUCUUAAUAAUCAGGUGAGUGAAUUGGAUGAAAAUAAUUCUGAUGCAGGUGAAAUUGUCAAGACCGUGGACAGGGCUGAGAUGCUUGCCAAGCAGUUCUUUGACGCCGGUCAGGCUUUCUGCAACAAACUCAAUGACAAUAAUAAACACAUUUUAGACCUUAAUUCUAAUUGUAGAGAUCGUGUAAAUGUUGCAUUAAACAAUGUUUCGUAUGAGGGUAAGAGGCUGUAUAAGCUGGCGGAGAAGGAGCGAGGGGACUUGAAGAGUAUGGAGGAGGAAAUUAAGAGUGUUCACGAAUUCCUAAAAGCUGAGAUCACGAAAGAGUUUACUGAGCAGGUUACGGACCUAGUGUACCAAUUGAACACGAAGGUUACAAUUAUUAGGGUAAAAAUUGAAGGUAUUGGCAUAAUUCUGCAAAACCGUAUAAAAGAUAUAUUGCAGUGGAUCAAGGAUGCAAAUGCCACAAUUCAGGCGGCUAAAUACAGACUGCAAAAUAUAUUGGAUGACGUAAAAUGGGAUGAAAAAGGGCAAAGGAGAAAAGACGUCGAAAACGCCGCAAAGGAGUUAAGAGAUAAGGCGUCAGAACUUCAUAAGGCAGGGGAAUCCGCCAGAAAAGAUGCGGUUGCUCAGGUGAAAAAGGCACUGGAGGAGGUUGCAUCAAUGAAUGAAGAUUUAAAGAAAGAUUUGGGAGAGGUCAAACUGCAAAUAAAUAAAAAACUCGGAGAGGUUAAAACAGCAAUCGGUAAACUCAACGAAGUCAUUAGAACAGGCACAGCUGGUACAGGAGAUAAAAAUCGGAAAUUUGCAGACGUUUUCAAACAUGUGAAGUCAGAGCUCUACAAAAUUAGGGGUAGCACCCUAGGAAGCUUCGGUCUCGAAGGUAUAAAAAAGCUCAUAGUCGACGACUACUCCAAGCGUUUCAAAAAGACGUUCGAAAGCACAGUGCAGGGGUGGAUAAAACUUAUUUUGGACAAUAAUUCAGGAGUAAAGGGCUGGGUUGGGAAGUGGAUAAAAGAGAAGAGCGGUAGCAUCGGUUACUUUAAGGAGGGUUAUAUAACGAAGGGUAAAGAAGAAUUCAGCAAUUCACAUACCGGUAAAAUUGCGGAAGCAAUUAGACCUGCGCUCGGAAUAUCGCUUGAAAAUGCAACAAUUCAGUCCGGCAAAAAGGAAACGGAUGGGAAUUUAGUCGCUGUAUAUGAUUGUAUCAAAAAAUUUGAGCAGACGCUCAGUAGUAAGAUAGAUGAGGAGGGCCUCACGUCCGGUGAUACUAGCGAACUUGUUAAAAGUAUUGUAAAAGCUAUCGAAACAGAAGUUAGGAGUCCCACACCGUCCAAGUUUGAUUACGAUUAUUCCCUUGAACGCGCCGUUAAAACGGCGCUGGCAGCUCUCCAAGCAACAGCCCAGCAGGUGGCAGAAGAACUCAAAUUGUUAAUCGGUCAUGAAAGUUCCAGGAAGAUGUCCAAGAUGGGAGAUAACCUGGACUCUGCGGUUAGUGUGGCAAAAAAGCUGUUUCAUAAUAUUGAAGCGUCUGUUGGUGAAGCCUUCACAGUGGACUACGUGACAAAUAUCGACCAGGCGAUUGACGGGGUGGCUAUCACGCUUGGUGGCAAGUUGCCUUACAAGGGAAGCGUUGUACUCGCUAAUGGAGCUGCAAAAGUAAACGUUAACGAUAAUGCUUUUCCACAUUACACUAAGCAUGUCUCCCAAAGUAUUGUGUCACCUCUGACGGGCAAUCCUGAUAAUAGUGAGGGCGCCCUUCCAUUGGAGAUUGGAAAAAUUGGAGCCAAAGUCAGGGAGGCUCUAACAUCUAUUGACUCAAUCAAUAACUAUGCGGAAUCACAGCUUCACUUAAUUAUACACCAUGUCGAACAACUGUGCGGUGCCGUUAGGGAAAGCGGUGAACAAGCGCAACACUAUUUAAACGAUUUUAUAAACAACUCUAUUAACGGUACCAAUGACAAUGAACUAAUUGGAAUUAAGAUGAAAAUGGAAGGUCUCAUACGAACCGAUGUGGCACAAACCAUAGAGGCUACUAAAAAUUUCCAGACAGAAUCUGAAGCAUUUCGCGAUGUAAUAAUGAAACAUCUCGAACAAUUUGUCAACAUCCAAGUAGAUAACUCUACUCGGCUCCUCACCACCGCCGCCCGCCGCAACUACGUCACCUCCAUCAAAUCGCUCCUCACCGCGUUCGCGGACAAGGUCAGCCAGGAGUUGGCGGGGUUGCCGGCGGAGAUUGACAGGGAUCUGCAAAUCGGGUUCAAGGGGUUUAUGAGGGUUAUGGGAGGUAAUAAGUACGUGUCAAAAUCAACAAAUACAUAUACAUUUGAAGACUCUAAUAGGUCUGAAUUGUUCAACGUAAUUAGUGAGUUUGCCCAGUCCUUGACGUCACCACUCACAGGCGCAGAUCAUCUUCAGAAAUUUAAAAAAUUAUCCACCGAGUUCAACGCCUAUUUUGCCAAUAUUCAUAGGUAUAUCAAGCAACAAAUUACUCCUGAAAGUCCACCACAGCCUCCGACCGAAGACCCCAAUGUCAAGCUGCUGGACGCUGUCAACACUAAUUUCGACGAUUUGCUCAACCACCUUAAAAAUGACUCUAAACCACCCAGAACAUACUUAUUUGACAAUACUUACACUAAUCUCCUCUCCCGCCUCUCCUCCUCCCUCACCGCUCUCUCCCCCUCCGCCUUCGCCAACCCCCGGCACCCGGAGCUGCUCGAUGCGGUCAGAGCGGGGCUGCGGGGGUUUGUCGAGCAGAUGGAGCGGGUGUAUGUGAACGGGUAUGAGGGAGAUCCAUCUAUUCAUUUUGCUUGGGAUGGCACGUUUACAAGUAAAUUAAGCGAUCAUGGUAAGAAUUGCUGUAAAGUAUUUCUCACAGUGCUGGAGAUACUGAGUCACGACUUGGAAGAGUUGAUGACAAAGUCUUCAAAGCAGUGGAUGAGAAAACAAAUUAAUACUUAUCAAGAUGAUACUUUUGGCAGAUGGUUCGAGAGGCAAGGUUACAAGGUUAACACCGUUAAGGGCAAGCAGCAUGGUGAGUUGCAGGACAAGGAGACUAUGAUGGGCAGCAAAAUUUGCGAUGAGAUUCUAAGCCAACGCAUUAAGAAUUUUACUAAAGAUAGCUUGCAGACGCCGUGGAUUAAAGAACUUCUCGAUCUCAAAAAAGCUACUAAGGGAAAUACUCAUCCACCCACUGUCCUAGACAUUCUUCAAUACCUCUCCUACCACCUCCACCAUUACUAUGAAGUCUGUCAUUUGGGCACUUCAGGUUCUAAAAAACAACCAUCUUCGAUUUACGAAAUGCUCAUAUGGUUCGCAGGCCUGCCUAAUAAUUCGGUCCAUCGCGAAUUAACGUUUAACUAUUUCAGUACAUUAUUCGACGAGGCUGAUGAACAAGCGUCGGAUGAGAAUAAGAAAGCGGUUAUCGCUGUCGUUAAUGGAGAUGCGGAGGCAGGUGUACAAACUGAACCUUCAAUUUCCGUCGUCAGCGACGUGUCCUUGCCAGCAUAUCCGCACAACAUCACACCUGGUAGCCUCACUGCUGCGCUUACGGACGUAUGCGCACAAUCGCAUUCAGUUCUCACAGCAAUCCAAGGCCACGGUCAUGCUGGUGGCGUAUAUGCUGUAGACUUCAACACCAAUGAAUUUAAAUUCUCGUAUCCAAGUGAUCCUGCCAAAUGCUUCGACGUGCUUGUAGAUAUGUUGCAUAGACUCUACGACCAACUCUAUUUCUUAUUCAUCCAGUGCUCACGUACGUACAAGACAAACAGUUGGCGUGAGUGUUGGUAUGGCAGAUACGUAGGGGGCUCGGAUUGGCGGUGCAAUGAUAAACAAUGUCCUAACCAAAUGAAUGGCCAAACGUGUAACCAAAUUGCCAAUCAAAAGGCCGACCAAACAUGUGACCAACACCCUAAGUGCGGUCUUAAAUCACCGUUACAGUCAUUUUUGGAGGAUGGCCUACCGGGGUUCCUCCCUCACCAGUUUGGCAAACCAGGUUGUAAGUUGGAAUGCACAGUGGCUAAACACAGAGGAAUUCCAUGUAUGACACCUAUGGGUUUCUCAGAUAUCAGCAAUGUAGCGUCGCAUACUAAGCAAGGUGAACACAUUAAAGAAGUCCUCGAUGAGCUCUGUGGUAAUUCAGAAGCGCCGCUUACCAGAAUAUGUAGCCAGUUGCUUUGUCUUUUGCAACGCCCCCCUCAGACUCUCGGCGAUAUGUUUGCAUUCUACUACAAUUUCUUUGUCGAUUGGAAUCGCAAUAUCAAAGGUAGAGUAGAUGUUAAGACGCAUAAGAAAAGCGCAUUCAUCGAUGCCGUUACAGGGGCCAACUUCGGCGUACCCUAUCCCCAAUUGGACAUGCCAACGGUAUUCUUUACGAGAACGCAGAACGAUCUCCAUACCAAAGGAGACAUGUUGUGUCUCUUCAGCUGCGACAGUACGUCGUCGUCGACGGCAACAUGUGGCCGUUAUUUGAAGCCAUUCCGCCUCAACACGUGGACUGUGUUCUCCCAAGAGCACGCCGACAAAUACCUAUCUUGGAUUUUAUACAUUACCGAAACCUUAUACCAAUUUGUUUGA
Messenger RNA from Babesia bigemina, 4803 nucleotides. RefSeq lists its product as hypothetical. The record is from RefSeq and is a predicted model, not a curated record. The coding region runs from base 1 to 4803 and encodes 1600 amino acids. The transcript has a single exon. Lineage: Eukaryota; Apicomplexa; Aconoidasida; Piroplasmida; Babesiidae.